AUGUCUUCGAAUAUGCUGCGAGGCCGAAGUAUACCUCCUCCCCCAAGGGUCCCGCCGCUGCGGUCCCAGACCGAGUUGACAGAGCCGCUCAAUAGCCAGCAGCCUGGGGCUAGUCUUGGAGCUUACGAGACUCGGCAGCGAACCCAAUUGGUGGUCGACGGUUUUUCGAAUCUGGCGCUUCUGGCCAUCUUGUUCAGUGGUGUCCAGGCCCAAUUCAUCUCCUCUACCAGUACCGAUAAUUCGAAUGCCGCAGCUAGGGCAACUAACGCUGUCUUGUUUGGAGGGCUGAUCCUUUCGGUUUGCAGUGCUCUGCUUGCCACUCUCUCCGGCCGGUGGUUCUCGAUUCUGCGCGAAGAUGAUUCGGAAUUCCUAUCGAGCCAUUGGCUCGCAGCCGAGUCCAGACAGAAAGGUGUACCCGUCCGAGAGUAUCUCAAGUUUCAGAGGGAUGCGUGGUUGAGCAAGCUUCCAAUUCACCUUCAGCAAUCUUACUCUCAACCGCUUAGUCCUGAUGGAGCUAAGAGUGAGAGUGGCUCUCUGUGGCGCAAUGCAAUGACGAGUUCGCCCGUCCAAGAAUUAAAUGACAUGGAGGGAGGUGUUUUGGGUCAAAAACAUGCACCGACGUCCAAGAUGGCUCCUAAUCCAAGAGAACGAGAUGUGCAAUUCGUCAUUAACAUGAUAGACGAGGAGAUGAGCGGAGACACUACUCUUCGUGAGGUUAUCGUAAGCAAAAUAUUGCUAUGUGCGGUGGGCAUUUGCUGCGCUGCGUUUGCACUUUUUGCUGUUGGCAUCAUGUUGCUCGUCUGGAAUACACAACCAUUCGAUGUCGCGCUAUCAACGACAAUACUUCUUGGGCUUAACUUAAUUAUAAUGCCUGGGUUCUUCCUGAAACACCGGCACAAGCGCGUCAUUAGUCAGCUCUCUUUGGGGAGGGCUGCGUGGUAG
Molecule: messenger RNA, 942 nt
Organism: Rhizoctonia solani
Lineage: Eukaryota; Fungi; Basidiomycota; Agaricomycetes; Cantharellales; Ceratobasidiaceae
Exons: 6
Coding region: 1-942 (313 amino acids)
Source: RefSeq, a predicted model, not a curated record